AUGCCGGCACUGUCGUCUCUCAGCCUUACACCCCGAAAACAGCCGCGCCAGGCGCGCUCAUUGGCGACGGUGAGCGCUAUAUUCGAGGCAACCAUUCAGGUUUUGGUCAGCGAUGGCCCGCGUCGAUUGACGACGACCCGCGUGGCAGAGCGCGCUGGCGUGUCGGUCGGCAGCAUGUACCAAUAUUUUCCGCACAAACAGGCGCUGUUCUACGCCUUGAACGAACGCUACCUGGUGCACCUGGCAGAGCGAAUUGAAGCGACCUGCUUGGCACAGCAUGGCGCAGUCCUUUCCGACAUGGUCGAGGCGCUCGUCAAGACCUAUUGGGUUGCCAAGACCGAGCGGCCGGAAGUGACACGCGCGCUGUACCAGUCCGUUGCAGAGCUCGAUAACGAACCUCUGAUCGCUGCCUUUGCCAAGCGUGUAGAUUCUGCUACUGAGAACAUGCUCCUCAGUUCUUCGGAUGGGUCAUUUACGGACUUGGCUACCGUGACGCUCACGCUUCUCAGCACCGUAUUUGGCACCGUGCGCAGCAUCUUCGAACGUGACCUUCCUGCCGACAAAGGCGACGCCGUAUGCGAGCAACUGAUCGUGGUGUGCGUCUCCUACCUCAAAGUGGCAAAGUCGCAA
Mesorhabditis spiculigera is the source of this 630-nucleotide messenger RNA. Lineage: Eukaryota; Metazoa; Nematoda; Chromadorea; Rhabditida; Rhabditidae. The record is from the annotation of a GenBank genome assembly.